This is a messenger RNA of Hyaena hyaena (striped hyena), 3259 nucleotides long. RefSeq names its product mucin-5B-like. The annotation marks the transcript as partial. Gene Ontology annotation, cellular component: extracellular matrix. Lineage: Eukaryota; Metazoa; Chordata; Mammalia; Carnivora; Hyaenidae. The transcript is spliced from 19 exons. The record is from RefSeq and is a predicted model, not a curated record. Gene Ontology annotation, molecular function: protein binding.
CUUCCCCACCACCACCCCGGUCGGCGCCUCCCCAACUUGGGGCACGGAGACCUCGCCCGGGCUCCGCAGCACCGUGCCCAGCACCGCCGCGGCCGCAUCCAGCACCUGGGCCUCCCCGCCGCCCCCCACGGCUGAGGCCACCAGCUCCCUGCUGAGCUCUGCCCCGGGCCCCUCCACAGCCGCUUCUGUGUCCCCGCCUGUCUCGGUGUGGACCCCGUCCACUCCCCUGCUCAUCACCCCGGGGCCCCCGGCCGCCAGCAGCACACACUUCACCACCGGCUGCCUCUGCCAAGCCUUCGGGCAGCUCUUCUCUCCCGGUGACGUCAUCUACAACAGGACGGACGGAGCAGGCUGUGCCUUCUCCGCCAUCUGCAACGAGCGCUGUGACAUCGACCGCUUCCAGGGCACCUGCCCCACCUCCUCACCCCCAGUGACCUCUGCCCCCACAUCCCCAACCUCCACAGCUCCUCCCUGUGACCUCCUUGUCCCUGCCCGACAGGUGAACGAGUCCUGGACCUUGCCGGACUGCACGGUGGCCCGCUGUGAAGGCAACAACCGCGUGCUGCUCCUGGAGCGGAAGCCAGUGGCCAGUGUGAGCUGCGUGAACGGGCGCCCGCCAGUCAAAGUGUGGCAGGAGAGGGAGCCGUGUGACUUCCAUUUCGAGUGCGAGUGCUUGUGCAGCGGCUGGGGGACCUCUCACUACAACACCUUUGACGGCACCUCCUACUCCUUUGUGGACAACUGUACCCACGUGCUCAUGCGGGAGAUCCGCCCACGUCACGGGAACCUCAGCAUCUAUACGCACAGCCACUACUGUGGGGCCACCUCGGCCACUGCCCAGUGUCCCCGCGCCCUCAGCGUCCACUAUAAGUCCAUGGAGGUCAUCCUCACCACCAGCACCAGUGCCAGCGGGCAGAAGGAGCCCCUGAUCUUGUUCGACCAAAUGCAAGUGAUCCCGGGCUUUGGCAAGAACGGCGUGAGUGUGUCCGUGACAGGCACCACCUCGAUGGGCGUCAGCAUCCCUGCCAUUGGUGUGGGCAUCAGCUUCGAUGGGCACAUCUUCCAGGUCCAGCUGCCCUACAGCCACUUCAGCCACAACACCGAGGGGCAGUGCGGCACCUGCACCAACAGCCAGACGGACGACUGCCGCCAGCCAGACGGCACCAUGGCCCCCAGCUGCCAAGAGAUGGCCCGUACCUGGCUGGUCCCCGAGAGCAGUGGGGAGGACUGCUGGGCGCCCACCCCCCAGCCCCCAGGCCCCACCACGCCCGCCUCCUCCCCGUGCCCCCCAGCACCUGUCUGCGAGCUGAUGCUGAGCGCGAUCUUCGCAGAGUGCCACGGCCUCAUCCCACCGGGCCCGUUCUUCAGCUCCUGCGUCCGUGAUGGCUGCCAAGCUGACCGCCAGGCGCCCUGCAAGAGCCUGGAGGCCUAUGCAGCACUCUGCCGAGCCCAGGGCGCGUGCAGCAGCUGGCGCAACGCCACCGGCGGGCUGUGCAACUUCACCUGUCCCUCCGACAAGGUGUACCAGCCAUGUGGCCCCGCACAGCCCACGUCCUGUGACUCCAGGUAACGCUCGCCUGAAAGCGAGGGGCUGGCGGAAGGCUGCUUCUGCCCCGAGGGACACACCCUCUUCAACACGCACACAAACGUCUGUGUGCGAGAGUGUGGCUGUGUGGGACCAGAUGGGUUUCCCAAACUUCCGGGGGACCGGUGGGUCAGCAACUGCCAGGACUGCGUGUGCCACAGGGGCUCCCUGUCAGUGCAGUGCACGCCCGUGCUGUGCGAAGCCCGGGAUCGGCCCCUGCAGUGCGGCCGGGCGGGCCUGGUGGCCGUGACCAGGCCUCUGGCUGACAAUCCGUGCUGCCCGGAGACACUGUGCGUCUGCAACGCGACCACCUGCCCCCAGAGCCCACCCAACUGUGCGCCGGGAGAGGAGCUGGUCCGCACACAGGAGGAGGGCCUCUGCUGUCCUACCUUCACCUGCCAACCUAAGCUGUGCACCUACAAUGGCACCGCCUAUGGGAUUGGUGCAACCUUCCCAGCGGUCAUUCCCUGUCACACAUGCACCUGCCUGUCUGUGGACACCCAGCACCCAAAGGUGCAGUGUAAGAAGAACAGCUGCAACACCACCUGCCCCCAGGGCUUCCAGUACUGGACGCUGGACGGGCAGUGCUGUGGGGACUGCGUGCAGACAGCGUGUCUCACGCCGGACGGCUGGCUGAUCCAGCCCAACGAGACCUGGGUCCGCAGCCUCGUGGACAACUGCACGGAGUACCGCUGCGAGGCCAAGAACGGGCUCCACGUGCUCACUCCGAGGCCCCUGCCCUGUCCUGACUUGUCCGGCUGCAAGGGCGUCCUCAGGAAAACUGGCUGCUGCUAUUCCUGUGAGGAAGUGGACUCCUGCCGAGUCCGCGUCAACAGCACGGUCCUGAGACACCGGGGCUGCGCCACCCAGGCCGCGGUCAACGUCACCUUCUGCGAGGGCUCGUGCCCCGGAGCGUCAAAGUUCUCCAUGGAGGCCCAGGCAAUGCAGCGCCAGUGCACCUGCUGCCAGGAGACACGGCUUCACGAGGAGGUGGUGACCCUCCAGUGUCCCGACGGGACAGCGGUCCCGCACACGUACACCCAGGUGGACGAGUGCAGCUGUGCUCCAUCCUGCGUCCCUGCUCCUGAGGCUCCCAAGGACAUCUUCCCGAUCUAGGGGUCCACCACCGGCUGUUGCCGCUCUGACCCCAUCCCGCAAACGCCCUCCCUCCCCACCCGGAGCCAGAACGCACACUACCCAACGGCGGGAAAGCCUGCUGCAGGAGCCCGGGCGCGCCCCCAGCCACGCCCUCGGGAAACCUGUGCCCUGGAGGGUGAUGGGGCCAUCUCGGCGUGCUUGCGGGGUGGGGGUGGGGGGCUCCCGGAGGGGGCCUUGCCCUCGGAGCCCUUCAGCACGUCUUGGCCACCUGCCUGGCCAUCAGCGCCGGCCCCUCAUCUGAGAAACAAGCGCCCGCUCCAUCCGGCCUCGCGCCCUUCUGGGUGCCAGAGGGGUGCCCCGUAGCAAAGUGCACAUCAGCCACCAUGCUGCUCCCCCCCACUGUGGGCCUGCGUGCCCCCGCCCCCUCGUAGCCCCAGGGAGCCUCCUGCUGGCCACCUCCUGCGGCAGAAUUCAGGCUGAGGCCUGUCCAGGCAAGGCUGGCUGCCUCCAGGGAGCGGUGUCAGGCAGGCCCAUGUCUGGACCCGGGCGUGAGGUUACCAUGGCCGACAGGCGGGG